Galeopterus variegatus (Sunda flying lemur) is the source of this 1942-nucleotide messenger RNA. Its product is annotated as glycogen phosphorylase, liver form-like. Lineage: Eukaryota; Metazoa; Chordata; Mammalia; Dermoptera; Cynocephalidae. The record is from RefSeq and is a predicted model, not a curated record. Gene Ontology annotation, molecular function: glycogen phosphorylase activity; pyridoxal phosphate binding. The transcript is spliced from 14 exons. The coding region runs from base 22 to 1896 and encodes 624 amino acids. Gene Ontology annotation, cellular component: cytoplasm. Gene Ontology annotation, biological process: glycogen catabolic process.
UAGGAAUUUUAGGAAUCCCACAUGGCAUGCAGCAAGCAUCAGGUGAGAUCGAGGGGCUUCCAACAACAAUGGCUGGCUUGUCUAUUUAUUGUUUUUCUAACGUUCCCCUCAGUUAAUGUUGGUGACUACAUUCAGGCUGUGCUGGACCGGAACCUGGCCGAGAACAUCUCCCGGGUCCUCUAUCCCAAUGAUAACUUUUUUGAAGGGAAGGAGCUAAGAUUGAAGCAGGAGUACUUUGUGGUGGCUGCUACCUUGCAAGAUAUCAUCCGACGUUUCAAAGCCUCCAAGUUUGGCUCCACCGAGAGUGCAGGAAUUGCAUUUGAUGCCUUUCCGGAUCAGGUGGCCAUCCAGCUGAAUGACACCCACCCUGCACUUGCCAUCCCUGAGCUGAUGAGGAUUUUCGUGGAUAUUGAAAAAUUGCCCUGGUCUAAGGCAUGGGAGAUCACCCAGAAGACCUUCGCAUACACUAACCACACAGUGCUGCCAGAAGCCCUGGAGCGCUGGCCAGUGCAGCUGGUGGAGAAGUUGCUUCCUCGACAUUUGCAAAUCAUUUAUGAGAUAAAUCAGAAGCAUUUAGAUAGAAUUGCAGCUUUGUUUCCUAAAGAUGUCGACCGUCUGAGAAGAAUGUCUCUGAUAGAAGAGGAUGGAGGCAAAAGGAUCAACAUGGCCCAUCUCUGCAUUGUGGGCUCCCACACUGUGAAUGGCGUGGCUAAAAUCCACUCAGACAUCGUGAAGAAGGAAGUAUUCAAGGACUUCAGUGAGCUAGAACCAGACAAGUUUCAGAAUAAAACCAAUGGGAUCACUCCACGGCGCUGGCUCUUACUCUGCAACCCGGGGCUUGCAGAGCUGAUAGCAGAGAAAAUCGGGGAAGACUACGUGAAAGACUUGAGCCAGCUGACGAAGCUCCACGGCUUCCUGGGUGACGAUGUCUUCCUCCGGGAAAUAGCCAACGUGAAGCAGGAGAAUAAGCUGAAGUUCUCUCGGUUCCUGGAGAAGGAGUACAAAGUGAAGAUUAACCCCUCGUCCAUGUUCGACGUCCACGUGAAGAGGAUCCACGAGUACAAGCGGCAGCUCCUGAACUGCCUGCACGUGGUCACCAUGUACAACCGCAUUAAGAAAGACCCUAAGAAGUUAUUCGUGCCAAGGACAGUUAUCAUCGGUGGCAAAGCUGCCCCGGGAUAUCACAUGGCCAAAAUGAUCAUAAAGUUGAUCACCUCAGUGGCAGAUGUGGUGAACAAUGACCCCAUGGUUGGAAACAAGUUGAAAGUCAUCUUCUUGGAGAACUACAGGGUGUCUCUUGCUGAAAAAGUCAUUCCAGCCACAGAUCUGUCAGAGCAGAUCUCCACUGCAGGCACUGAAGCCUCAGGGACAGGCAACAUGAAGUUCAUGCUGAAUGGGGCCCUGACCAUCGGGACCAUGGAUGGGGCCAAUGUGGAAAUGGCAGAGGAAGCUGGGGAAGAGAACCUGUUCAUCUUUGGCAUGAGGGUCGAUGAUGUGGCUGCUUUGGACAAGAAAGGGUACAAGGCAAAAGAAUAUUACGAGGCAAUUCCUGAGCUGAAGCUGGUCAUUGAUCAGAUUGACAAUGGCUUCUUUUCUCCCAAGCAGCCUGACCUCUUCAAAGACAUCAUCAACAUGCUAUUUUAUCAUGACAGAUUUAAGGUCUUUGCAGACUACGAAGCCUAUGUCAAGUGUCAAGAAAAAGUCAGUCAGCUGUACAUGAAUCCAAAGGCCUGGAACAUGAUGGUACUCAAAAACAUAGCCGCCUCGGGGAAAUUCUCCAGCGACCGAACAAUUAAGGAAUACGCCAGGGACAUCUGGAACAUGGAGCCUUCGGAUCUAAAGAUUUCCCUGUCCAAUGAGUCUAGCAGUGGGGUGAACAAAGCCAAUGGAAAUUGAAUUCUAAAAUGCCUCUAGAAAAAAAUAGCUUCUUACUGAACUUGAA